Thelazia callipaeda (thelaziosis nematode) is the source of this 702-nucleotide messenger RNA. The record is from the annotation of a GenBank genome assembly. Lineage: Eukaryota; Metazoa; Nematoda; Chromadorea; Rhabditida; Thelaziidae.
AUGCAAAUUGAUCCAUCAAGUAAUAAGACCGCUUCAAGUAAAUCUUCUAGAAAAAAACUUCAGGCUAUGGAGCUGUUUGGUUUUCAAGAUUUCUCGAGUAUAUCAUUACUCCAAAACGAAGCAAAAGUACCUCAGAAACCGUUUUUACAUUGUCAACAGUCGCAAGAACCAGCACAGAUAUCUUUUGAUGAUCAUCAACAACCAAAAUCUUCACAACCUUCUUAUAUUGGUCUCAUUGCAAUGGCAAUUUUGAGUUCCCGAGAGCAAAAAAUGGUACUUUCCGAGGUGUAUCAGUGGAUUACGGCUAAUUAUCCUUGUUUUCGAACGCGAGGUCCGGGCUGGAGAAACUCUAUCAGGCAUAAUCUUAGUUUGAAUGACUGUUUCGUUAAAGCGGGCCGAUCUGCAAACGGCAAGGGACACUAUUGGGCCAUCCAUCCAGCUAACUUGAAUGAUUUCAAGAAAGGCGAUUUUCGGAGGCGUCGAGCACAAAGAAAAGUACGACGACAUAUGGGAUUACUGGUAAAUGAAGACGACUGUUCUGAUGAUAGUCCCAUCAGUACACCAACACCAAUUAAAAAAUCUUUCAUGAUUGAAUCCAUUUUACGACCAGAGUUCCCGCAAACUUCCUUGUCACCAUUCACAUAUAUGGUAAUACCGUUACCGCUGCAGUAUCACCACUACAAGAAUAAUUUUUAUGUUUAG